Messenger RNA from Tachysurus fulvidraco (yellow catfish), 4466 nucleotides. It is a transcript of the gene emilin3b, whose product is annotated as EMILIN-3. Gene Ontology annotation, molecular function: protein binding. The record is from RefSeq and is a predicted model, not a curated record. Gene Ontology annotation, cellular component: extracellular matrix. The coding region runs from base 777 to 3008 and encodes 743 amino acids. Lineage: Eukaryota; Metazoa; Chordata; Actinopteri; Siluriformes; Bagridae. The transcript is spliced from 5 exons.
GGAGCUGUGAGAAUGCCCUCUCUACCAUGAUCACACAAAAAUAACAAAAAAACAAAGCAAAAGAACACCUUGACCCUGACCGGGCAGAUACUAAGGAUGCAUGAGCAUGAGAUCAAGUAGCCAGUAGUCAGGAUCUCAGUCCUGAUACACACCUCAAACCGUUCGUCUCCUGUUCUCUGAUUGUAACCUUAAACAGUGCUCCUUCUGUUCAUGGCUCUUUUUGUAUUUGUUUAUAUCACACCUGUUUAUUCUGAAUCAUGCGUUCAUCAACGCCCCUAAUCCCACUAGUCUGCCAUGUUUAUUCUAAACGUCUGGAUGGAAUGAUGAAGCGUCCAUAUUUCUUGAAUGUUCUCUUUGAGCGGCACAUCUGGAAACAUAUUGAACCGAUGAUGAACAUAUAAAGAUCAUACAGCACCUACGGCCUUGAACAGAUCUGCGGUCGUUAGAUAGAUACCACCAAAACCUCUGACAGAACCUAAUUUUUUAGUAGCAUAAAACACUUCAUCCGACAAAGAACUUUGAAGAAACACUUAAGGGACAAUUUUUUAAGACUAAACAACACCCAAAGAACCAUCGAUGACACCAAAAAAAACUUUGAGGAAUGUUUUCUGAGUGUAGAAAACUGCAUAAACAGUUAAAGAACCCUCAAGGAACCUUCCACACCAUCCAAAACAUUCUGAGGAGUGUAGAACAUUUGAUUCAUUUAUCUUAACAUCUGUAACCAGCUCAUCCUGGUCAAGGUCCAGCUAGAACCACCUGAGAGAGUUCCACAUGGAAUGUUUUCAGAAAGAAAUCACUGUGCCUACAUCGUCCAGAAGAACGUUACCUGUACCAUGCAGGAUGGAAUGGCUACCUACGUCAAGGCAGAUUACACCACCAAGUGCAUCUGGGGACAGAAGUGUCCUGUGGUGAUGUAUCGGACAUACUUCAAACCAACCUACAAGGUUGGCCACAAGACUGUGACAGAACUGGAGUGGCGCUGCUGUCCAGGUUACUCUGGAGAAAACUGCUUUGAUGGCCCUACACCUGGUCCAGACUCCAUCAUGCCAUCAUUUAAGGGAUCCAUUCAAGGACCAAGACCGGGGAUGAAGGGUUUCCCAUGGGGUUACAACAAAAUACCAGCCCCUGGAUCAGGGAUGGACAAGCCUUUUUUCCCUGGUGGUCAUCAUGAUAAUAUACCAACCGGACAUGUGCCUUCAGGAGGUCCAGGAACGAGUGUCUCUGGGGAGCGUCUAGACCGUAUAGAGGGGGAUCUAAGGAGACUUUCACAGGGUUUGGAGACUCUGACUGGCCUGAUCUCUGGCAUGGAGGAACGUCUCCGUGUCUCUGUCCGUGAGGACACCGCCAAGAUGGUGAGCAACCUGCUAGGUGGGGCCCCACGUCAGCCAGACUCUACAGUGGGGUUUGGCAUCAUCCCUGAGGGCUUGCCUGACACGACAGAGGGUAACGAAAACUUCCCAGUCCUUGGAGAGCUGGUGGGACGGGUGACAGAGGUCAAGGAUGAGCUAAGGGCCAAGAGUCAUGUGCUAGACGAGAUCCAUGGCAUGGUGAUGGGCCAUGAUGGGCAGCUGAAGAGGCUGAUGGAGGUGCCACCUGGGGGUAUCCAGAAUUUAGUGGAAAAGCUGUUGGAUGAAAGGCUGUCUGGCAUCAGGACAGAGAUAUUGGAUGGAUUUGAACGAAGACUCAGUGGCCUAGAAAAUCACUGCAAUGAAAAGAUUGGACAGGUUCAAAAGCAUUGCCAUAAGGAAUACCUGAAUGGUCAGGAGCAGCUCCAGCAAUCCUUAGAUGGCCGUGAGACAGGCCUGAGGAAGGAGCUGGGUGAUCUUCAGGCUCAGAUCCAGGGUCUGACAGUGAGCCCAGGCUGCUGUAGUCAAAUUAACGAUCUCUCCCAGAGAACUCUGCUUCUGGAAGAGUCUGUUAAGGGCCUGACAGAGUCUCAGAGGCAACUCCAGACGACACUGAGUGAACAGACGAUCCACUUGGAGACGAUGUUGGAUACACGAUUACUAGAUGUCGAGGGCCGGUUAAACACCACAGAGCAGGACAAGGCAGAUUUAGGUGUUCUGGAUGGAGGAAUGGGAUCCCUCGAUGGAUUUAAGACCCUUCUGGAGGACAAACUGAAAAGCUUGGAGGAGCGUGUUUUUGUGGCUGUUGAGGAACUGAGUAACGCAACAUCUCCGGCGCUACUGGAAGGCCAGGUGGUGCCAGCAUUAGGGACGGAGAUUGAGAAUAUCCGUAGACGUAUGGAAGCUGGUUUGGAUGGUGUCCAGAAGCAAUUGAUAGAUCUCGAGCUUCUUUGCACUUCCGCUUGCUCUCCAGCGUCCAGUCCUGAUGCAGCUCUUAUCCAAACAGAGAUGGAAGACUGUAAGGAGAUGGAGAAGAAGUUAACGGAGCGUCUGGACACACACACAGAAAUGUUGGACCACCUAAAUAGUACCUUGCAAGGGCUUUUGUUCCAGAUUGCUCAAGAGGAUCAAGAGGGUUCAAUACAGGGUGAGAUUACACUCCUCAAGAUAAACGUCAACUCUGUAAACCGCACCCUGAAGGGUUUGAGAGAUUCUGUUCACCUUUUCACCAAUGAGAUGAGUCACGCUAACUCGACAUGGCAGGAACGUCAGCAGCGGCUGGUCACACAAGUGCAUGGCAUUGCUGAGCUUGUGGGCCAGCAGGGGCAGCUGCUUGGGGACGGAGAGCGCAGACUGGUGCAGCUGAAGGGCGAGCUGCAGGGCUUGAGGCGGAGGCUUUCAGGGGAACUGCAGGGCUGUCGGGGCACAGCGCAGAACGCUCAGCGUGAGGUCAUGGUAGUUGAAGGCCGUGUAGCCCAUGUUGAAGGCCAGUGUAGCAGCCUGGGAGAGCUUGCUGAUCAGUUGGAGAGGAUUCGUGCAGAACUCGAGAGCCAUUCAGAUAGCUAUCUGGCACAGGUCAAUGGUACCCUGGCGAGCCACACACAGCAGCUUACACAGCUCAAAAAUGGACUUCAAGAGUGUGUGAAUAAGACGGUCCAGUAAUCACCUGGAUACAGAGAUGCUUGGAGACCGGAUUGCACAAACUGAAAUGUUUCUCCUUCUGGUUUUAUUAACAGGGCAUUGUUUUCUUGCAUUUUUGCUUCUUCUUCUUCUAGACUUUUCUCUUUGUUUUUGUCUUUACACGUCAUAUUGAUUCUAACCAAUGUGUUAACUUAUAUAAAGAAAGAAAAACUUGACUUGAUGUUAUAUAUUGUACAGUUUAGCUCUGCAGUCCCUGAAGCCCUGAUUUGUUUUCCCUGCUGUAGCACAUAUACAGUAAGUCAGCUGACUCUGCUAAUCACUAGUGCUUCAUAAGCCGAAGAUGAAAAAAAAAAGUGUCUUCAUUUUUUUAGGGUCUUUAAAUUAGGGAAGAUAUCAGAUUUAUGAAAUGAUGUCUGAUUUAUAAGCUGCUCUACUCUCAUGUCAUCUCAUCUCAAAUUUCUUUUAUAUUACUGUGUCAACGUUACGGUGCUAAACUUGAGUGUAAAAUUAUUUGUAGGUAAAAUAUAUGUUUACUUAUUACUUAUUAAACUUGUAUGUUUUUUUUCUAUGAGAUCAUUUUUUAUGAUUAAAAGUUACUGUUGAGAACAAAAUGAGAACUAGGUGUGUUUGCAGCAUGGCUUGGUGAAUCACGUGUUCCAGAUGAACUGUCUUUACGAUUUUAACCACUAGAGGGCGGAAAUACGGCUAAUAAAGAGAUACACUUUAGGACUCAAGGUUUACUUUUGUUUGUUUGUUUGUUUUGUUUUGUGGAAGCCAAUUUCUAGCAAGCAGGAAAAAAAACAAUCAUAUUGCAUUUUCCUUUAUUUUAGGCAAGAAAAAUCAAAAACGACAUAAAAACGACAAAAACUGAUUUCAGAAUUUUGAGUCAUGUUAAAAUUUUGAGACAAGACAUCUCACAAAAGCUGGAGAUUUUUAGAUAAAGUCAGUUUUUGAGACAAGAAGUAAGAAUUUGAGCCAAAACUUAAAUAAAGGAAAAAAGUGUUAUGUGAUUUUAUUUCCUACUCAAAAGAAAUGUGUCUCUAUAACGAUAAUGUGUUUAUUUUAUAUCACUUGCUUGAGAAUAUUUUCGAGUUUAAUAUUAAUCAUUAUUCAGAUGCAGUUGUACAGUAUUUAAAGUACCUGUACUUGUGUUUUUACUUUUCUUUCACACUAUAGUUCUAAAGUGAGUAUUUUUUAGCAUCAAACAGAUUCAGAUUUGAAAAUUGCUAACAAAUCUAUAUUUUACAGAUGUGACAUUGAGCCUGAGAGCUAAUACACAUCACCGUGAUCGAUCUGCUGCGUACGCUUAGAUUCUAUUGACCGCUAUCUAUUAGCAAAGCAAAGUUGUUAUCUGUAGUUUGUUAGCGUUCGAAGAUUUAUUCAGUUGAACUUGAGUAAAGAAUUCAGAUGUCACAGGAUUACAUUUACAUCCUGGUUCAACAGAAUGAAAUUGACUCAUGGAGAGAUUCCUGUCUCGAU